AUGCCUCCUUGCCCGCACCCCGCCUUGGGAGCUGGACGCGGGGGUGCUGGCGGACAGGUACCGGCUGAGGGCGGAAGCCAGGGGCGUGGGGAGCUCCCAGCCGCGGAGGAGGCCGAGAGGGUGAUGCGGGGAGCCGCGGAGCACCUACGAGAGAGGUGGAGGGAGGCCUUGGAGGAUAGCCACUAUGGAACCCGAACCAUAGGGGCUAUUCUCCCGGUAAUGGACGCGUGGGUGGAUCGGGGCAAGGGGGCCCUGACAUAUAGGGUGACGCAGGUGGUGUCCGGACACGGCUGUUUCGGACACUACCUGCACAAAAUACAGAGGGAGCCGGGGCCUCAGUGCCACGAAUGUGGCGCGGCGGAUGAUACGGCUCAGCACACUCUGGAAGAGUGUAAUCGCUGGGCCGUGGAAAGAGCUUCCCUCAGGGUAGCGAGGGGGGUGGCGGACCUCUCGCUACACAGCAUAAUAGCGGCGAUGCUGGGUAGCGAGAGGAAAUGGGAAGCGGUGGCCUCCUUCUGCGAAGAGGUCAUGUCGCAGAAGGAGGAGGCGGAGAGGGAGCGAGAAGCGGCUGCUGACGCGCUUCCUCUCCGACGCAGGCGGCAGGGUCGAAGGCGAAGAGCAUAUGCUCGCCUCGAGCCCUAG
This is a messenger RNA of Cydia splendana, 642 nucleotides long. RefSeq lists its product as uncharacterized. The record is from RefSeq and is a predicted model, not a curated record. The transcript has a single exon. NCBI's taxonomy places the organism in Eukaryota, Metazoa, Arthropoda, Insecta, Lepidoptera, Tortricidae. Bases 1 to 642 code for a protein of 213 amino acids.